This is a messenger RNA of Agrilus planipennis (emerald ash borer), 969 nucleotides long. RefSeq lists its product as uncharacterized. The record is from RefSeq and is a predicted model, not a curated record. Lineage: Eukaryota; Metazoa; Arthropoda; Insecta; Coleoptera; Buprestidae. Gene Ontology annotation, biological process: DNA integration. The coding region runs from base 1 to 969 and encodes 322 amino acids. Gene Ontology annotation, molecular function: nucleic acid binding. The transcript has a single exon.
AUGCCUUACUGCGAAGGCUACCGCUACCUGUUGACAUGCGUGGAUCGAUUCUCCCGCUGGCCAGAGGCUAUCCCGAUGGAAGAUCAAGAGGCCGCUACAGUUGCUCGUAAUUUUUAUGCACACUGGAUAGCUCGUUUUGGGACUCCGUUACGCAUUACGGCGGACCAAGGAAAACAAUUUGAGUCGCACCUGUUUAGGGAAUUGAACGCUCUAACAGGUACGACCCAUUUAAGAACAACGGUAUACCAUCCAGAAGCGAAUGGGAUGGUUGAAAGGCUUCACCGUCAGUUGAAAGCAGCGAUCAAGUGCCACCGCACCGCUAAGUGGACCGAAACCCUUCCAACCGUCAUGCUAGGGAUUCGAUCAGCCUGGAAGGACGAUCUGCAAUCCACCGCCGCAGAAAUGAUAUACGGUGAACCCCUACGCCUUCCAGGCGAAUUCCUAGCUAUAACAACGCCAGAAACCAGCACCACAUCGGAGUUUGUACAACAACUGCGGCAAUACGUACAACAUUUACAACCCGUACACGGCACCAGGCACGGCGAGAGGACACCGUUCAUCUUCAAGGAUCUCGCAAUCACAAGCCAGGUGUUUGUGCGCCAUGACGGACCAAAAGGACCACUUCAGCAGCCGUACGAUGGUCCAUUCAAGGUUAUAUCACGAGCGGAAAAAACGUUCGUGGUAUGCAUUCGCGGGAAGAACGUCAAGAUAGCGAUAAACCGUCUAAAACCUGCGUACGUUGUUGCCGACCUGGACGACUACAACACCAACGACGAGAGGACCAUUGAGAUCCAACAAACUCCGAUCGUUCCAGAGCAUCCGGCCACCUCACCGCCACCCGUACCGGAAGUACCACCAAUUGCGAAACUACCAGUCCAGCAGUCGCAGCCGACGUCAUCGCCACAAAGAACAACGCGAUCAGGACGCCGUGUCCGAUUCCCAGAUCGCCUACAAGUCGGGUUCUCGUGA